AUAUAUAACUUAAUUAUUAUUUUCAAACAUUAUCGACUGUUGUUGUUGGUAAAUGGCAGACACGAUCACCCACGAUCUAACCGAAACCUUACAACUGACCAACAACAAUGGAUAUGAUCAGUACCUUAAAGAAGACGAUGCAGACGAAACCAAUUUCAUUUACAUCAUCAACGCAAUCCUCAGUGGAACCGCAAGGCUCAAUGUCCUUUUACCCACAGCAACCAUUCUCGGUUUCACCAUUUUCGCUCCCCUCUUAAGCAAUGACGGCCAAUGCACCACCCUCAACAGAUGGCUGUUGGGUUGUUUUUUAAUGUUCUUAGCAGCGUCUUGUGUGUUCUUUACGUUCACGGACAGCUUUAGAACAGCCAAAGGAAGGUUGUAUUAUGGGGUAGCGACGUCGAGUGGGAUUUGGACGUUCAAUGCUGGAAGGAAGAAACCUUGUGUGCCAUUGGAUUAUAGGCUGAGGUGGUGUGAUUUGUUCCAUGCAGUGCUGUCUUUGGUUGCGUUUUUGGCGUUUGCAGGGUCACAUGGCGAUGUUGUGGCGUGCUAUUAUCCGGGGAUUCCGAGAAAAGUGACCAACACUGUUCCACUUGUGAUUGGGUUUGUUGUGAGUGUUUUGUUUGUGGUAUUUCCUUCGAGGAGAAGGGGAAUUGGGUAUCCAUUCUUGUUGCAGGGUGAAGGUAGGAGCUCUAGAUUUUGAAACAUAUAUACUUCAUAUAUUUGUAUUUAUGUAAGAAUGCAUAGUUGUUCCACUCUGCAUUGGUAAAAGUAUUAUUGCCAAUGAAAAAUUACGUGCGCUAAAAAGUAUUAUCCUCUUAUUAUGAGUUUGAGAGAGAUUACGGAUAAAUCUAAAUAUUAUGUAAAAAAAAACAGAUAUGUUCAUUAGUUAGGAUCAUUUCUUAUUUUUUUCUUUU
This is a messenger RNA of Gossypium arboreum, 914 nucleotides long. Its product is annotated as protein DMP2-like. The record is from RefSeq and is a predicted model, not a curated record. The transcript has a single exon. Gene Ontology annotation, biological process: endomembrane system organization. Bases 53 to 700 code for a protein of 215 amino acids. NCBI's taxonomy places the organism in Eukaryota, Viridiplantae, Streptophyta, Magnoliopsida, Malvales, Malvaceae.